AUGUGGAGAUCAAUGACUGGUGGAGAUCCACCACCAUAUUAUGCAAGGAUGAAUAAACAAUCAAUGAAUGUGUGAGUUUUUGAGAAAAAUGCUAAUAGAUUGAUAACUGAAAAAGUAAUUUUCAGAAAUCCGGUGACAAAUUCAUUGAAACGAGCAUAUGAAGCAAACACAACACUUCCUCCAUUAGCAGCACAUCGAUCAGGAAUUCUCCCACAAAGAUCGCGACAAAUAUUUCCUGAAUUGAUGAAUAGUGAAAUUGGUCAACGUGUUGAUGAAUUAUUGUCUCGAUUCUUCACAACUGCUGGUAUCUCAUAUGAUUAUGUUGAUGAUCCAUCACUUGUUCAAUUGAUGAAUUUGGUAUGCCCCCAAGUUCAUUUACCAACUCCAGCAACAAUGGAACAAUGCGUUCAAAGACUUGCAUAUCCGAUGAAAGUCAAGGUAAUUUAUUGAUAUUUCCAUUUUCUAAACAAAUCCUUAUUUGUUUUUCAGUCAGUCAUCAAUUUUGGAAAAGCAGUUGGUCCACUUACUGCAACUUUGCACACAUACAAGCACAACGAUGAGAUUUUUCUUGCAUAUUCGAUUCAUUAUUUCGAUGAUUAUAUACAGCGUCGAAAUGUUGUUUUUAUGAGAAAACUUAUCCUUUGCGAGUGAGUCUUGAAAAUUUUUAGAUCUUUAUAAAACUUGAUAUUUCUCAGAAUCGAUGGUGAAAGUGUUAUCACAUAUGUCAGAAGAUCAAUCAACAAUUUCAAUUAUGGAAAUGUUCGUUUUACGAAUAUGGUGACUGUUGACGAAGGAAUGGCUGAUGAAUUGAUUCAUACAAAUGCAGUGACUAAUAACUAUAUUUGCUUUUUCACAUAUCUUUCUCGAUUUAUUGACAAUGUUUUGAAAAUCGAGGAUUUUCGAUUGGGUCUUAAUUCACUUCGAAACUUCAUCUUAUUCUUGAGAAGACACGCCGAUUUGUACAGCAAAUUCAGAAGAAUGCAAUUGUCAAAAAACGGUGAACUUGAUUUGCCUUGCAUUGAUGAUGGAAGAUGGACAUCGACUACAGUAUUCCUUACAAGAUGUCUACUUUUAGUGAGUUAUUUUCCAAACAAAUAUUGAGUACUUUCUGAAAUAAUUUUCAAAAAAUCAUAUUUCAGCACGAGACAUUUGCCGAUUUUGCAAUGCGCUUCAGAUUGACAACAUAUAUUUCGGAUGACACAUAUUCGAAAUUGUCGUAUCUUCAAAGAUUGAUGUCGCACUGUAGACGAUUUGCUAGAGAACUUUCGACACCUGAUAGUUCAGUAUCACAAAUUGUUCCAACUGUCACAUCAAUUAAAGGAUUUUUGGAUGGAAAAUCAGUUGGAUUUGGUUUUGAAGAUGACGUGAAAGCUGUUUUCCGCAAACAUUUGCUCCCUCUCAUAAAUGGUCAAGAAAAUGUGAGAUACGAUUUUGCUUGUCUUCUUGAUCCAAGAUACGGAUAUCGUUGCAAUAUUUAUACAAUGGAAAAAUGGUUGCAAGUUGAGGCUGAUCUUCUCGCUCUGUUCAGCCAAGAAGAUAUGGUGCUCAAUGAUAAAUGUCCUGGAGAAACUGUCAUAUUGAAACCGCAUUCGAGAAAUAUUCGUCAAAACAAAAUUAAGGAGGAGUUGAAAUUGUAUCGCACUGCAUUGACUGCUUCUCGACCCAACACAACAACAAAUGUUUUCCAAUGGUGGGGUAGUAGAAUGAUGGAACUCGUCAAUUUGUAUAAUAAAUCUCGUGAACUUCUUGCUCCACCAGCUGUUGCAAUUGACACCGAAUAUUACUUUGGUAGAAAUGGAAAAUGGACACAUAUGUGUUCGAAUUUGAAUUAUGAGCAAUUGGAAAAUGCAUUAAGUGUUGCAGCACAACAAGAACAAUUCAAGUAAGAAUUACCUUCAAAAUGAGGAUUAAAAAUAUUUUUCAUUUUUUCAGAGGUCGCGGAUAUAUCUCUGAAAGUGCUCUUGCUCCAAUUGUACACGAUCCAAAGCGACGUGCAACAAAUCCAAUUGCUCCAAGACCUAAUCAUUUGAAAACACAUGCUGAUACAAGAGAUCCGAAGAACAUACCUUCAACUUCUGCAGCUUCAGCAUUACCUGAUGAUGAUAUGAUGAUGAUGCAACCUCCACCAUCCAAAAAACCUCGUGUUAUGCCAGAAGCUGAAGUCAAAAAAGAGCCAGGAAUCACUGAUGAUACUGUUAUCAAAAUUGAGCCAGAUGAUCCACCACCACAAUUGGAAGUCAAGCAAGAAAUUAUUGAUGAAGGUUAUGAAGAUGUCAAGCCACCAGUUCUACAAGCCAGUUCCUCAAAAACACAAGCGUAAGUUUUUUAAUCAAAAAUUAUGUUCAAUUAUUCAACGAUAAUUUUCAGACCACCAAGCAUAUUGACAGAAAAAAUAGAUGAAGAUGAUUCGAAAUGUUGUAUUUGUUUGAGAGAUGAAGAGCCGGAAAAACUCAAGGAAUGUAUAUUGCCAAAUGAAAAACUGCUAGUUUUACUUGGAAUGGUUGUUGAUUCAAAAAUGUCAAUUGAAGAGGCUCGAUAUUGUUAUAUGAAAAUCAAAAGAACUUUGAUUUGUCACAGACAUUUCAAAGAAUCGGUAUGUUUUAUUUCAACAAUGUUAUAUUUCGAAAAUCUCCUAUUUUUUAGUGUGAUCAAUUGUUUUCGUCACUCGAACUCAAUGUUACCGAUGAGAUUUUCCAUCUUUCUCAUGCUCGCAUGAAGUAUUUGUUGGAUUAUAUUGAAGACAUUAGAGCACAAGAUAUGCCACUUCUAGCAUUCAAACAAUUAUUCACCAUCUUCUGUGAAAAAUAUCCACCAUCUCAAUUGAAAGUUCCUGGAACAAUCACUUUUGAUGCAAUUUUCUCACGCAAUCAUCGCCAAGAAGAAGGACCGUCAAGUUCUCAAAAGACAUCACUUCUUCCAAAAGGAUUACGCGCACAACGAAAACCAAAUGAAAGAGAUAUGGAUAGUCCAAUUUUCCACAAAGCACAAGAAAUGUUGAGUCAAGAGAAGGCGUCGCUCAACAAUCAAGAUAAAGGAAUUUUGCCGAAAUCACAACGAGCUCCACGAAAACAAAAAUUGGAAGGUGAUUCGGCGGAAAGUGAAGAUAUGAUCAUCCGAAGAGUUAUUCCAAUUGAAAUCAAUUAUGAAUUGCCAUCAAGGAUCAAGAAUCCCGGAAAAUGUUCAUAUUGUAACAACACUGUUGAAAGGGCUGAUCUCAUUCGAGUUCCAAAAUCUGAAACUCGUCGUAAAUUGUGGUUUGAUAAACUUGGCGAAAAAUUCGAGAGAAAAGUGAAAGCUUUUGAAAACAGUUUCAUUUGCCGCGCUCAUUUUGCUAAACAUCAUUUCUCAAAAACUGGAAGACUUGUGAAGAAUGCAAUGCCAUAUGCAAUUGGAGAGUUAGUCUCAUAUGAGGUAAAUUGAUUUAUAGAAAAACAACUGAAUUUAUCAUUAAAAUGAGUAUAUUUUCAGAUUGUCGAAGAUCAUUUGCUUCAAUCCGAUGAUGAAACUGAAUCUGAUGAUGAGGCUGAACGAUUUGUUCCACCAAAUCAAAUGCUUAUGAACAUUGUCAAAGAAGAAGAAUUGGUUGAUGUGAAGCCGGAUAUCGUUACUCUCAACGCUGAGGAAAAACCACCAACCAUCAAUGCUAAACCAACUGAAAGUGUCAAAAAACCUGCAGAAGUCAAGAAACCUGAAGCAGUCAAGAAACCUGUGGCAGUAAAGAAACCUGAACCAGUAAAGAAGCCUGAACCAGUGAAGAAAACUGCGCAAGUUCAAAAACCAGCGGAAAUCAAGAAACCCGAUGGAAAACGAGUGACUCGCUCAUCUGGUAAACCAUAA
Messenger RNA from Caenorhabditis angaria, 3837 nucleotides. Lineage: Eukaryota; Metazoa; Nematoda; Chromadorea; Rhabditida; Rhabditidae. The record is from the annotation of a GenBank genome assembly.